Messenger RNA from Synchiropus splendidus (mandarinfish), 5653 nucleotides. RefSeq names its product serine/threonine-protein kinase N1-like. Gene Ontology annotation, molecular function: protein serine/threonine kinase activity; ATP binding; small GTPase binding. The record is from RefSeq and is a predicted model, not a curated record. Gene Ontology annotation, biological process: protein phosphorylation; signal transduction. The transcript is spliced from 23 exons. The coding region runs from base 611 to 3451 and encodes 946 amino acids. Lineage: Eukaryota; Metazoa; Chordata; Actinopteri; Syngnathiformes; Callionymidae.
UCCACCCGCCGCUGCUCAGCCGAGAUGGACUGAAGCCUGUCCAGCGCAUUCACGCCGGGGGAAGCGUUUCGUUCUGUGUGCGGAUAUUCGGGCCACGGAGGCGGAUACCUGGCGGCUGAUGGCGUGUCCGGAGCGGCUGGUGCUGGAGUGACAGGCGGCUUUUGGUGUAGCAUGUGAUCCGGAGCACACGCUGAGGCGUGGAAGUGAAUACGAGUCGGAGAAGAAACGUUCCACGUUUGCUUUUGACUGUGCGACCAGGAAGCUGUCGGAGGGAUGCGUGCGUAUCCGGCCAUUCAGGUCACUACCGAGUGUUCCUGCUGUCUCAGUCUGAGAUGUUGAAGUCACCUCGCAGCAUUUUAGGUGGAGCAGCAGCGGCAGCUAACGUUGGUUUCCAGGGAGGAUCAGUUCAGGCGCGGUUAGCCGAGCCAACAAUGCGGAUUCCCUCUGCUCAGCCUUUGUGUCAAUAGACGCUUGCGUGAAGUUGUGAACACUUCCAGGAUCAAUAUACGCCACAUCGACGUGUUUCCCGACAUCGGAGGAGAACAAAGCACCGGCUGGAGGAACAGAUCCCACAUGUGCACAGGUUGUUGGUGAGAUCGAGGACUCGGUGAUGGCGAACGACUCAGUACAAAGUGACCCGGGUGGACUGUCCGUGCUGGAACAGCUUGGUUUGGACCAGAACUCUGACUUCUCUGACUCCGGUGUGCAGCAGCUUCUGGACGAACAGCGUGAGAGGAUUCGCCGUGAAAUCCGUAAGGAGUUAAAAAUCAAGGAAGGGGCUGAGAACCUGCGCAGGGCGACAACUGACAAGAGGAACGUUCAACAGGUGGAGAGUCAGCUGCGGAGCUCCAACCGCAGGCUGGAGGAUCUACAUGCUCAGCUGCAAGAGCUGGACGCUUACAUCGUGGUGAAAGGAGGAGACGAGAGUAAAGAUGAGUGUCCCCAGUCUCCGGGGGCAGAGAGUCGAACCUCCGCCCACAAGGAGCGCAUCGCUGCCUUGGAGAGGCAGCUCAACAUCGAACUCAAGGUCAAACAGGGAGUUGAAAACAUGAUCCCCAUCUAUGCCAAUGGAUCCACCAAGGACAAGAAGAUGCUUCAGACUGCCCAGCAGAUGCUGCAGGACAGUAAGACCAAAAUUGACAUCAUCCGCAUGCAAAUCCGCAAAGCUGUGCAGGCUACAGAGCACAAUGACGACACGCAGGGAAACCAGGACCUGUGUGGGGUGGAGCUGCGUAUCGAGGAGCUCCGGCAUCACUAUCGAGUGGAACAUGCAGUUGCUGAGGGAGCCAAAAAUGUCCUCAGACUACUCGGAGCUAGCAAAGUCCAGGACAAGAAAGCCCUGUCUGAGGCGCAGUCUCGCUUGAGUGAGGCCUCGCAGCGUUUGGAUCUUCUUCGGGACUCUCUGGACCAGCGUCUGGCCGAACUACCGGAGGACCAUCCUAAAGCUAACGUUAUCAAAGAGGAGAUGGUCCUGUCCUCCUCACCUGCCUUUAGUUCGCGCCACGGUGCUCCCUACAUGCACAACCAGUACAGCACACUCAACAAGCCCUCGCCCCUCACUGGUACCUUACAGGUCCAGCUGCUGGGCUGCGUGGGUUUGUUGGAGAUGGUCCCUGGACGAAACAAAGGGACCGCCGUGAUGCUGCCCUGCUACAGCCCAGGAGACACCAAGUCCUUCAUGAGGGGCAGCAAAGGCCUGUACGGCCGCAGCGGCUCCGUCAGCGGGAAAACCCCGAGCAAGAUCGAGGAAUUGUCCUCUGAAGUGAGCGCUGUGCUGAAGCUGGACAACACGGUGGUGGGUCAAACAGCGUGGAAGACGGUGGGAGAACAGGCCUGGGACCAGACCUUCACUGUGGAGCUGGAGAGAUCGAGGGAGAUGGAGAUUGCCGUGUACUGGAAGGACUUUCGCUCACUCUGUGCUCUGAAGUACCUGAAGCUGGAGGAGUUUCUGGACAAUCAGAAACACAGAGUUCAGCUGGAGCUGGAGCCUCAGGGCUUGAUGCUGGCCGAGGUCACAUUCUUCAAUCCGGUGAUCGAGCGAGUCCCGCGCCUGCAGAGACAGAAAAAGGUGUUUUCUAAGCAGCAAGGAAAGGCCUUCCUCCGAGCCCGUCAGAUGAACGUAGAUAUAGGCACGUGGGUGAGGCUUCUGCGAAACGCCAUCCCUACUGUCAACAACUCGGGAACGUACAGCCCUAAUGCACAGAGCCUUACACUCAACUCUGGGGAGAUCUCAAUGGAGAAGUUAAGUCUGGACAGCGACUCUCCGAUAAGGGGCGAUUACAAACGAGACUUGGAGAGUCACACUCCGGUGAGACAGACAGAGAGAGAGGGAGACCAGGAGAUGGGGGAGGAACGUCUGCCAGCCAUUGAACCCUCCCCCUCCCCAGACUCCACCCCCGACUGUCCAGUCCGACCCCCAUCUGUCAGCAGCAGGCAGAGGAAAGGUCCUCUGUCUCUCCAGGACUUCAGGCUUAUUGCUGUGUUGGGAAGAGGACAUUUUGGAAAGGUUUUGUUGUCUGAAUACAAGAAGUCUGGAGUGAUGUAUGCCAUCAAAGCCUUAAAGAAAGGAGAUAUCGUAGCUCGGGAUGAGGUGGAAAGCCUCAUGUGUGAGAAGCGCAUUUUUGAGAUCGUCAACCUGUCGCACCACCCGUUCCUGGUCAACUUGUUUGCGUGCUUCCAGACACCUGAACAUGUGUGCUUUGUGAUGGAGUACACAGCAGGAGGAGACCUGAUGAUGCACAUCCACACCGACGUCUUCACCGAGCCUCGAGCUGUCUUCUAUUCUGCCUGCGUAGUUCUGGGUCUUCAAUUCCUCCACGACCACAAGAUUGUGUACAGAGACCUCAAGCUGGACAACCUGCUGCUAGACACGGAUGGUUAUGUGAAAAUUGCUGACUUUGGCCUGUGUAAAGAAGGGAUGGGCUAUGGGGACAGAACCAGCACAUUCUGUGGCACGCCGGAGUUCUUGGCCCCGGAAGUGCUGACAGACGCAUCCUACACCAGGGCCGUGGACUGGUGGGGACUGGGAGUCCUCAUCUAUGAGAUGCUGGUGGGAGAGUCUCCGUUCCCUGGUGACGAUGAAGAGGAGGUGUUCGACAGCAUUGUGAAUGAUGAAGUCCGCUACCCACGUUUCCUCUCCACUGAGGCCAUUGGCAUCAUGAGACGACUGCUACGAAGGAACCCAGAGAGACGUCUAGGCUCGGGUGAGAAAGAUGCUGAGGAGGUGAAGAAGCAGCCAUUUUUCAGGAGCAUGGACUGGGAGGCGCUGCUGCAAAGAAAGGUGCCGCCGCCGUUCAUCCCGACCAUUCGUGGCAAGGAAGAUGUCAGUAACUUUGAUGAGGAGUUCACGACGGAGCCUCCCACACUCACACCUCCACGAGAACCCCGCGUUCUCACUCGUAAAGACCAGGACAGUUUCAGAGACUUUGACUAUGUCUCUGACCUGUGCUAGUGUGCCCGUUUGCUGACAGACCACUGAGAAGGUUUGCUGCUGAAGGCUUGUGGACUGUGGACUGUUUGUCGAAAUGCUUAGGAUUUAUUACACUGUGAACGAAAGUGGAGACACUGAAGGCAGCCAUUGUUGUGUCUUCUGGACGGUUUGAAGGACCUUUUAAUUCCACUCCGCUCACCACCCAACACGCCUGUCCAAAGUCAGCGACGCCUCCAGUGGAGCAGGGCAGCAGAGAAAGAGGGUGAUGCCUCAUGUACCAUGCCUUAUGUUUGGUUUUUAAGAUCAAUGUUUCGACCAUUCCAGCGACAGAACAGAUGGUCAGCUCUCUGAAGUGUUUCUUUGUUUGGUUUUAAAACAACACACUGCACAAUGAUUUUAUUUUCUGCACUCAAAUUAGAAUAAGUCCGUUCAUUUGGGGACAGUGACCACUGCUUUAUAUCAGUGUGACAAAACAUUGAUUCAUUUAUCUUAUUUUCUACUGCUUUGUUUUUGAUUAAUUUCCCAACACUGUGUAUUUUAACGGAAAGAAAGACAUUUUUAUAAAUUGUCUGCACAGUUCGCAGUUGACUGAACUGAUCCAGUUUUUUGUUUGGCACAAAAUGAUGGUUAAAUAAUAGAAUUAGAUAUUUGAUUAAUUAUUCGUUUUAUCUACACGUGAGAAACAAAUGUAGCAUGCAGAUUUUGAAGAAAAACUUCACCUCAAGUGAAUUUCGGCAUGAAGGGACUCACCACUUGCAGUUUGGGAUCAUCUGGACAAGAUUGUCGGUAGGUGUCGUCUCACCUGAUGGGGACUCCGUGCAGCAGGAGAGUCACUUUGUAGCCUUCGGUCCGUCGUCGCUGUAGGGCCAGAUUCAUGUUGAUGGGCAAUACUUGGAUAUAAGCAGAAAUCAAAUUGAAAAGGUCACUCAUUUUGUUUUGUUUUUCUAGGAGCAAACGUUUGUUGUGAGGUUAUUGUACUAUGGUGUGGAUUUUACUGAACUUGUGUAUGACUUGAUGAAGCCUUGUGAGGUGAAAGACUUAUUUUAUAAAGAAAUUCUUGAGGGAACCCUGUGUUUUGGUGUUUGGCACUUGAUGCAAACAUACCAGGAAACAGCUUGUAUGGCAGCCCCCCCAACGGACAUAUUUAAAUGUCCUUUAUUUGUCCCACUUUAUGUAUUUAUUUUAUUUUAUUUAAAAAAAAAAUUCUCUGGUCACAUUGGCUCAUUAUAUAUAUACCAAUUUAUUGCUACAUGUAUAUAGGUAGAUCACACUUUCAUACACAGACUGGCCUUUUUGAAGUUUCGCUUUUUUUUCAGAUUGCGUUUUCAAAACAGUUGUGUGUGUGCAACAAUGAUAAACAGAUUUUAAUUUUGAAAGUGAUCCUUUUGCAUUAAGGAACUAGUUAUUGUUUAGUUUUGGUUUUUUUAACCUGAUCUGUUCAACGAAAGUUCGUUCCCUAUGAAUUUCCAUUACCACCGGUCAUGUGACUGGCUCCAGUCAAAAAAAAAAAAAAUCUGGCAAUAAUUUACACUUUUCACAUACAUCAACUUCCAUGUGCCUAAUGUCACUAAAUGUAGGUGAGCCAACGUUUUCAUUCUCAUCUAUUGACUGAACGUGACUGCCAUCUGCUGUCCAAGUUAGCACAUUGCACUCAAUAUACUAUAUCAAGUAUCACGGUAUAUAGAUACAAGUAGGGCAAUAAGAUCAAAAUCACACUUUUGUUGAGUGGUUUGGUGGAGUCAUGGGCUGUGACUUACUAUGAUGAUGAUUAUUAUUAGUAGUAGUAUUUGUCGACUGAGUAAUAAUAAUUGCAGUGCAAUUCUGACACAUAAUAUACAUAAUUCUCAACAUUAUCACUGCUGUAGAAGGUGGUCGAUAAUAAAACUGAGCUCAGUGUUCAAGAAGGUGACAACAGAACAUAUGUUUUUUGUUUUUCUUACCUCCCUGCCUGAGAGUCAGGAGCAGUUAAAACGGCUGAUAUCCCAGACUGCUGCUUCACCUCCAUUAAUCCUUGUCAACAUGAGAAAAUAGAUAAGAACUUUUAUUUGUUAACAAGUUCAAAUGAGUAGUUGAAAUGGAAAGAGUGAUGUUGGUGUUAGCAAUAGUAAGGCCAAUUGAUAUAUUUGUCAUGACGUGGCAUAAAUACACCAAAAUUCUACAAUAAAAUGUGUCCUAAAUCAGUCAUGUGACAGAUACUACCUUCUCAUAUGAUAUGUAAGUUUU